This is a messenger RNA of Physcomitrium patens, 1408 nucleotides long. NCBI's taxonomy places the organism in Eukaryota, Viridiplantae, Streptophyta, Bryopsida, Funariales, Funariaceae. The record is from RefSeq and is a predicted model, not a curated record.
UGGAUUUUCUUUCUUGUGUCUCAGAUUUUGAUGGGAUACCCAUCUAUUUUUCGUCGGUCGAGUUCGCCUUGUGAAGCUUGUGUGGAUGGUUCUUCGUCCUUGGCCUCGUUGCAAAGCGACGCCGCCUGUCUGACUAUGAUCUACGAUUGCAGAAGACGAGUAAGAUAUAGCCUCUAGUUGCUGUUUACUCCUCUAGUAUUUCCCGGUUACUCGCAACUGCUGCGUCACACUUUUGCCAAACACACUCUUGUAUUCAUGGUCGUGCUGUGCAGACUCUCUUUGACACCAGCAGGGCGUCCUACCCUGCUCUAGUCAAGGUCUCUUUCCAGUCGACUUGCUGAGCGACUCGUUGUGUUCCCUUUUGAAGCCAGCCUUGCUUGUCAGAGCUGUAGUCUUCUUCCUCCCGAAGGAAGUUGGUAUCUUUUAGAGCACGACCGCUAAGACCUUUUUGUCUGGGAUGGAUGGUACUUCAAGCCGUGCAGCGUUUGACCAUCGCCACUCCUCAUCGCAUCUUCGCAAAUCUACUUCCUUCUUCGCAUCUCUCAGCUCCGACCGGCUGUCGCCCAACUUGGACGUCCGAGACCGACAGGCCCAAGGCCCCAUCGACGUGUAGACCCAGAAAAGAUGAGUCUCGGGAACUCGAAUCCUUCAAUUUAAAUCUCAACCCUCUCGAUAUCACGACUCACAAAGGUACUAUUGUCAAGAUUUCGGCUGUUGCCAGGUACGGACGAAAUGGUCGAUGUGUUCCAGUUCAUCUUCUAGGCUUUUCAGGAACUCGCUAGAACUCGACCACGAAUAAACUGAAUCCCUACUACGGCUUUUCAGUGCAGAUAUGUAGGACGUUCUAUUUGGCUACAAUCAAAUCUAGUUGAAUAAUAAAUGGUAAAUUAUGACAUAGUUACCAGUAUUGAUACAUGCUGUGUAAGUGUUCACCUUGUGUACACUCCUGUCUCUUCUACGAGGUUAGUGUUUUUCCACCUUGUAGCGCAGAUUACUCAUCUAUGUCGUUGUAGGUUUCCAAUUCCAUCUGUAGGUAUAAAAAUCCAGGCAUAUGCAUGCACAUUAGUUGUUGACCUUACUCGACGGCCGUUUUCCAUCUUGGAAGAUAGAGCAAGAGUAGGUAGCUCCCACUGUCUCCAGUCCAAAUGUACCACUCCUGUGUCAUCAACUUAUCACAUAUCAAUAGACUAUUUUUGCAACCAUUUGGAUUAGUGGUAUACAAUUCAGGAAUAGUCUGAAGUAAUUCAUGCUCCAAAUGGCCUUGCCAGGAUGAGGUAUGCAGAGCAGAAUAUCUUUAUUCGAGAUACUAAAGGACAUAUCAAUGAUCGUGUUGAGUGGUCAUAGUCGCAUUUAGCAAGUUUCAUGGAAAGUAUCGUUACAAGUAAUAACUUGAUAAGCUUUUAUAUCA